UCGGCAGCUGCUGUGUCUUUAAGGCCGGGUCUCUGCGCUCCCUCCCGGCUGCCUGGUGCCACGCUGCGGCGCCUGCUCAGUGCGUCUCCGUCGCUGCUGCUCGGAUCCUGGACCAGGAGCUCUUCUCUGUCCGUACGUCUCCUACUCUCUGCCUGCGCGCGCGCGUGUGUGUGUGUAUGAGAGAGUUUGUGUGAGUGUAUGUGUGUGUGUGUGCUGUCUGAUAGUAACCUAUGGAUUGACGGAGGGAGCCUAUUGUUGUCAGCCCGGUGGUUUGUUCUGCUGGAGCUGCACUUUCAGCGGAGAAUGCCCAGAGGAUCCGGAGCUGUGUUCCUGCACGGAUAGCGCAGAAAUACAACCGAGAAACACGAUAUUGACAUGAAGAAAGACAUUGAGACUCUAAUAGCAGAGGAACGUGCUGAUAUCAUCUUGAAAUAUGCUACGGGCAGGCAGGGCGGGGUGGAGAUCGACCCCUGGGAAGAUGCUGACUACAGCAUCUACAAAGUCAUCGACCGCUUCGGCUUCAUGCAUGAGGACGAGCUGCCGGCCCCGACUGCACACGAGGAAAAGAGGAAGCAACUGGAGAUCGAGCGGGCAGAGAAGUGGCUGAAGAUGGUGAAGAAGUGGGACAAAUACAAGAACAGUGACCGGAUGGUGAAACGGGUGUACAAGGGCAUCCCCCUGCAGCUGCGGGGCCGCGCCUGGGCGCUCAUGCUGGACGUGGAGAGGGCCAAGAAGGAGAACGAGGGCAAGUAUGAGAGGAUGAAAGAGCAGGCCCAGCUGUACUCGGCAGAGAUCAAACAGAUCGACCUGGACAUCAACAGGACGUUUCGAAACCACAUCAUGUUUCUGGAUCGCUUCGGAGUCAAGCAGCAGUCUCUCUUCCAUGUUCUCUCUGCAUAUUCAGCGUACAACACAGAGGUGAGCUACUGCCAGGGGAUGAGUCAGAUUGCCGCCCUGCUACUCAUGUACAUGAACGAGGAGGACGCCUUCUGGGCGCUGUCGCAGCUGCUGACCGACCAGAAGCACGGCAUGCACGGAUUUUUUGUUCCUGGGUUCCCCAAACUUCAGAGAUUCCAGGCACAUCAUGAUCAGAUUAUUUCCAAACUCAUCCCCAAACUGAAGAAACAUCUGGACAGGGAGCAGAUGUCUGCAGGGAUUUACUGCACUAAAUGGUUCCUGCAGUGCUUCAUUGACAGGACGCCGUUCACGCUGACCCUCCGCCUGUGGGACAUCUUCAUCCUGGAGGGAGAGAGACUCCUCACCGCCAUGUCCUACACCAUCCUGAAGAUUCACAAGAAGCGUAUGCUGAAGAUGUCUCUGGAGGAUCUCAGAGAGUUCCUGCAGGAGCGGAUCGUUCACACUUUCUACUACAGCGACGACGUGAUCAUCGAGCAGCUUCAGGCCUCCAUGACUGAGCUGAGGAAGAUGAAGCUGGACCUCCCUCCUCCAGGGAAGCCAGAUGAGUUGCCUCGUAAGCCUCUGGGCCAGGAGCUGCCGGUGCUGCUGAGUCCGGUCCAGCCCUCCAGAGGGAAGCCGUCCUCAGCCCGAGCCGGCCUGAGCCUUCACAUCAUCUCCCACCAGCCCGACUCCAUCUCCCCGGACCAGAGCCCCUCCAAGGAUCCCAGGGAUCUGGACGCCGUGGACGAGGAGGAGGCCCCGCUGCCUUCCCCAGACCCCAUCAUCAUCCACAGCCGGGCCCCGCUCACCCCUGACGGCUCCCCGCUGACGGGGCCUCCGCCUUACCAGCCGCCGGGGAGCGAAAUCCCAGCAGGUCUCCCCUCACCGCCGGAUCAGGGCCGAGAUGAAACGGCACCACAGAUCGCGGAUCCACCCUCGCCGGUCUCCACAGAUGACUCCUCUGUGGCCCCUCGCUCUGCCGUCAGCACCGAGCAGGCCUCCUGCAGGGUCCCGCGGACUCUCUCGGCUCCCGUAGCCCUGCUGGCCUCACCGGCUGCAAGUCUGUCUCAGUCUGAGAGUCUCUCUGCAGCAGGGAGAGAUGAGGACAGUUACCUGGUCCAGCUGCUGGAGCAGGCCGCCGCUCUGCCCACCAACAGGAACCUGAAUCAGGACUCGCCAGAGGACACACAGGCUCCGGACACGUCCUGAAAUGAGCACCAGUUUAUGGAUCAUGUUCCCUCUCUCCGUUCAUUUAGUGUCUCACCUGUUUGGUACAUAAAAAUGUUCUGUACAGGUCAAGUUUGGACAGUUUGGUGGACAAGGUCACUGUUAAUAAUCAGUCAGAUUAUCAAUGUCAAGCAAUAAUUGCUUAAAAAUGUGUUCAGCAGUUUGAGAAACAAUAUUAGUUUUGGUUUGAUUUGUCCAAUUUUGAGCGACAAAGUAACUAACUUUCUAAAAAAAAGUUUUAAAGAAGCAAAUUUGCCCCUUUAAGAAAAAAUCAAUACUAUACUAUACUGCUAUACUAUAGAAUUACUUUUUUUGAAGGGGGUCAUUUUUGGACAUCCCAUAAUAUAGUGUUUUUCAGUUAAUUUCUGGUCAGACUAUAAUUGACCCAUUUUAAGUAUGUUUAGGCAUUUUAAAUUUGACCAUUUUUGACAAAAAUCAACAUGCCUUUUGUAUGACUUUUUUCAGUUUUUGGACAUCCCAUAAUAUGGUGUUUUUUCACUAUUUUUGGACAAACUAUACUACCACAUGUAUCAACAGAUGUUGCCCCAUUUCUAGCAUUUUAAGUAUUUAAACAUGUUUUUAUGUGAGGUCCAGGUCAUCACAUUAUCAGUUGCAGAAAUCAAAUGGACUCACUGUUUGGUCUGUAUUUAUUGAGCAUCUUAUUAAGAAUCACUCCUGGAAGUUAAAUUGGGUCUAAAACCAGAGAUCCCUCUGAGUAGGAUUUAUUUGUAAGGUCCUGUGUGCAAAAUAGGGAGCCAAAACUGCAGAUAUUCAUUGCUUAAUAAUAUAAUUAACCAAUAGGCCAUUUGCAUAUUAGACUGUAAGUAAAUAAUAUGUAAUAAUGUUGCAAAGCCACACAGGUUUCUGGCAGGACAGCAUGUGUUCUUUCAUCAGUUCUGCAUCAAAAUGAAUCCGUUCUAACAAAGUGUUAUCUUUUAAUGAACUGUUGGCAGAUAAUCUCUCCUCACACAGGACGUCUCUGUCUGAAUGUCGUCUCCCUCAGCUCCCGACAGGAUGGGGGGAAUUUCCUUACUUUAAAAAAUAUGAUAAAAGGCUUUUACACCUUGGCCAAUUAAGACGGAUAUCUAUGGACGCCUUUUCUGCCAGUAAAAAAAGAAAAAAGGAUAAAAACUUGAUGAAAAAUUGAUCCUGUGAGUCAUUAUGAUGAAAAAACUUUCUUGAAAGUAUGACUUAAUAUCCCAAAAUAAUGAGAAACUUCUCAGAACGUUCUUAGUUAAUGUUUUGAGUAAAAGCCUCUCAUUAUUUUGAGAUACUUCCAUGGAUUUAUUUACUCUGAGACUCUCAAUAAAUACAGACCCUGUUUGACUGCAGUUGCUCUGCAGCUUUGUCAGGUCUAAAAAACACUGAUGACGUCAUGCUUAUGUCAUCACAAAUGUCUCAAAUUGGGUUUGGAGACUAAAGAUCUUUAGUGGAACUUCUGAGUUACCAGUUGUGGGUUUGGUGUGUAAACAAUGUGGGUGUUUUCCAGGGAAGUGUAGGAACAAGAAACAAGUGAUUUUGAAACUUGACUCAUACUAGGGACUGAAAUGUAGCCAUUCGGGAAAGGACAGUCCAGAUGUUUUGAAGUGUGGUUGUAUGAUGUUCUUCACCAGAGUCAGUUUAUGACUUGAAACUGAAUCUGUUACCUUACUCUCUUCAAAACCACCAGACUC
Centropristis striata (black sea bass) is the source of this 3797-nucleotide messenger RNA. Its product is annotated as USP6 N-terminal-like protein. The coding region runs from base 376 to 2106 and encodes 576 amino acids. The transcript is spliced from 14 exons. The record is from RefSeq and is a predicted model, not a curated record. Lineage: Eukaryota; Metazoa; Chordata; Actinopteri; Perciformes; Serranidae.